This is a messenger RNA of Macroventuria anomochaeta, 678 nucleotides long. RefSeq lists its product as uncharacterized. The transcript is spliced from 5 exons. Gene Ontology annotation, biological process: mRNA splicing, via spliceosome. Gene Ontology annotation, molecular function: RNA binding. The record is from RefSeq and is a predicted model, not a curated record. NCBI's taxonomy places the organism in Eukaryota, Fungi, Ascomycota, Dothideomycetes, Pleosporales, Didymellaceae. Gene Ontology annotation, cellular component: nuclear speck. The coding region runs from base 1 to 678 and encodes 225 amino acids.
AUGUCUCGCGGAGGCGGUACUACUCUCUACGUCACCGGCUUCGGCCACGGCACCCGCGCUCGCGACCUCGCCUACGAGUUCGAACGGUACGGUCGCCUUGUCCGCUGCGACAUUCCGGCCCCGCGCUCGGCCUCCUCUCGGCUCUUCGCUUUCGUCGAGUACGAGAGCCGUCGCGAUGCCGACGACGCCUACCACGAGAUGCACAACAAGCGCAUCGGCCGCGAUGACUUGUUGAAGAUUGAGUGGGCCCGCACACCUCCCUCGGCAUCAUGGCGCUUCGAUUCCGGCCGUGACCGCCCCCGUGGUGAGCGCGGCAGCGACCGUGGCGACCGCAGCUCCCGCGGCGACGACCGUGGUGUCCCAUCUCGUGGCGACCGUUCUCCUCGCCGCCGCAGCGUCUCCCCUCGCCGUGACCGUGCUGGCUCUCCCCGCAAGGACCGUGAGCGCGAUUACGACCGCCGUGACCGUGACAGGUCUAGGAGCCCCGUCGAUGGUGACCGCGAGAUGAAGGAUGUCCGCGACCGUGAGGAUGACCGUGGCGAGCGUGGCGACCGCGAGCGUGGUGACCGUGAGCGUGACGAGAGGCGCGAAGGCGAGACUCGUGCCGCCGGCGAAGAGCGCAAGGCCGACUCCCCUCCGCCCCCUGCCGCACACGAAGAUCUCGACGUGGCCGAGUAG